UAAUUACUCAAAUGCUUUAUUUGAUUGUACAGUCAUGCAUAUCAGGUGCGUAUUCUUAAUGUAAUGUUAUCUUGCUCUUAUCUUUUUGAUCUAGCCCCCGUAGCCAGCUCACUGUGUGUGAGAUACACUCAUCGGGCAGUUGUGAUCACUGGAGGAGUCCUUGCUUUUUCAGGAAUGGCACUGGGAUUUCUUGGACUCGACAUGGUUUGGAUGUAUGCAACAACUGGCUUCCUGCAGGGACUUGGGAUCUCCUUUUCAUGGAUACCAGCCAUCAGUAUUGUUAGCCAUUACUUCUCCGAGAAAAGGGCUUUGGCCAAUGCUAUAGCCAGCGCUGGGGAAUGUGCCUUCGCCUUCACCUUCGGGCCAUUCUUCCAGUGGCUGAUUGGUCAGUAUGGAUGGAAGGGUGCCCUCUUGCUCAUAGGGGGCAUCCAACUCAACAUYUGUGUCUGUGGGGCGCUGAUGCGACCGCUGAAACGGGGCUGCCUCCCGGACAGGAGCUGUCCUGACGCGGAGCUGGCGCAUGGCACACAGGCGCCCGGGCGAGGGCAAGCCAAGGGCCCUGGCGCACACAAGACCUUCAACUGGAUGCUUCUGAGGAGACUCGACUUUGUGCUCUAUGCCAUUUUUGGCAUCUUGGCCGCCAUGAGCUUUUUUGUUCCUCCACUGUUUUUAGUUCCRCUUAGCUACAGCCUCGGGAUCGAUGAGUCAUGGACUGCUUCCCUCCUGUCUGUUCUGGCCUUGGUGGACUUUGCAGGCAGGCUGCUGUGCGGCUGGUAUGCCAACCUGCACCUCACCAGAACCGUUCACCUGCUAGCAAUGACCAUCACCCUCAUCAGCACCUCCCUGAUGCUGCUGCCGCUGGCCAACAGCUACCUGUCCCUGGCAAUAUUCACCAGCUUCUACGGCUUCUUCUUCGGCACCACGGUCGCCAUCCACAUUACGGUGCUGGCAGACGUCGUAGGCAUGUCGGACUUCGACAGCGCCCUGGGGCUCUUCAUGCUCAUUCGAAGCACUGGAGGUUUCCUGGGGCCUCCUCUUGCAGGUCUGAUUGUGGACAUGGCUGGAGAUUACAGAGCUGGCUUCUAUAUGGCAGGAGCCACUCUUAUCCUAUCUGCUGUAUUUUUAGUUAUUUUGGAUCAAUUUCAACAGAGACGAGAAGAAGAAAACCAGAUUAAAACCAAACCAGAAAAAUCGGCGUUGUCCUACCCUUCUCUUCACUUCCUGAAACUUCAGAACAGAAGGUAUCAAGAGCAAGAUGUAGUAGAGUGACUGCAUGGCACAUCUUGCAACAUUUCAGGAUUUGCCAGAUUAUUUUCUUUUCUCCAGACUCAGUGUCAUUAGGAUCUGCUUAAACUGAUGAAUGUUUUUGGUAGGAAUGUAUGAAACUCAGGAAAAACAUCUUUAGUUUACAAGUAAGCAACACUCAUAACCACUGCCUUGCUCCCUUGACGAUGCAUUUUGACCA
This is a messenger RNA of Nothoprocta perdicaria, 1465 nucleotides long. RefSeq names its product monocarboxylate transporter 7-like. Gene Ontology annotation, molecular function: monocarboxylic acid transmembrane transporter activity. Gene Ontology annotation, biological process: transmembrane transport; monocarboxylic acid transport. NCBI's taxonomy places the organism in Eukaryota, Metazoa, Chordata, Aves, Tinamiformes, Tinamidae. The transcript is spliced from 3 exons. The coding region runs from base 64 to 1269 and encodes 401 amino acids. The record is from RefSeq and is a predicted model, not a curated record.